This is a messenger RNA of Andrographis paniculata, 396 nucleotides long. RefSeq names its product ubiquitin-like. The record is from RefSeq and is a predicted model, not a curated record. Gene Ontology annotation, molecular function: protein tag activity; ubiquitin protein ligase binding. Bases 136 to 396 code for a protein of 86 amino acids. Gene Ontology annotation, biological process: modification-dependent protein catabolic process; protein ubiquitination. NCBI's taxonomy places the organism in Eukaryota, Viridiplantae, Streptophyta, Magnoliopsida, Lamiales, Acanthaceae. Gene Ontology annotation, cellular component: cytoplasm; nucleus. The transcript has a single exon.
UAAAUUUCCCCAUCUUGAAGGUCUUUUUCGUGUUUAGAAUUAAAAAUUUGAAAGCAGUGAAUAAUUUGGAGAUGUUGAGAAACAUUCUUCUAAAUCAUAUUGCUUACACCUUCUCUACAACUCCAUGGAUUUCAGAUGCAGAUCUUCGUGAAAACGGUGACGGGGAAGACGAUCACGCUGGAAGUCGAGAGCUCCGACACGAUCGAGAAUGUGAAGGCGAAUAUUCAGGACAAGGAAGGCAUCUCGCCGGACCAACAGAGGCUGAUAUUCGCCGCGAAGCAGCUCGACGACGACUGGAUGCUCUCCGAUUAUAAUAUCCAGAAGGAAUCCACCCUCCACCUCGUCCUCUGGCUCCGCGGCGCCGCCACCACCACCACCACCGCCAGGUUCCAUUGA